UUCGGCGCGCCCAGCAUAAGCCCCCAUUUCCGCCCCCCUACCCGAAACCUAGCACCGCCCUUACUCCAACCCCAGCCCCGUCGAAACUCUCUGCCCCACAUUUUCACCGCCGACUGCCCCCCCGCUGCCGCUGUAGUCCAUUCCGUCUUCGCAACAGGCUUAAAGAACUAUGGAUGAUAGUUUGUAUGAUGAGUUUGGCAACUACAUUGGACCUGAGAUUGAAUCCGAUCAAGAGAGUGACAGGGAGGAGGAAGAUGAGGAACUCCCUGAAAGGGCUGAGGAUGAGCAGCCUGUGUCUGAUGAUGAACAUGGGCCUGGAAAACCAAAUGGGUGGCUAACCACUACUGAGGAUGUUGAUAUGGAUGGCCAAAUUGUCCUAGCGGAGGAUAAAAAAUACUACCCAACCGCAGAAGAGGUUUACGGUGAAGAAGUCGAAACUUUAGUUAUGGAUGAAGACGAGCAGCCACUUGAACAACCUAUUAUUAAGCCUGUAAAAAAUCUUAAGUUCGAGUUGGGGGUUAAGGAUUCAUCAACGUAUGUGUCAACACAGUUCCUUUUGGGUCUUAUGUCAAACCCUGCGUUGGUCAGGAAUGUUGCUUUGGUUGGCCACUUGCACCAUGGGAAGACGACGUUCAUGGACAUGUUGGUUGAACAGACUCAUCAUAUCUCAACCUUUGAUCAAAACAGCGAGAAACAUAUGAGGUACACGGAUACGAGGAUAGAUGAGCAGGAGAGAAGAAUAUCCAUUAAGGCAGUUCCCAUGUCACUUGUUCUUGAGGAUAGCAAUUCAAAAUCAUACCUUUGCAACAUCAUGGAUACGCCUGGUCAUGUUAACUUUUCUGAUGAGAUGACUGCUGCCCUCAGACUCGCUGAUGGUGCGGUGUUGAUUGUAGAUGCUGCAGAAGGAGUGAUGGUAAACACGGAGAGGGCAAUACGCCAUGCUAUCCAGGAGCGGAUACCCAUAGUAGUUGUGAUAAAUAAGGUCGACAGAUUGAUAACUGAGCUGAAGUUGCCUCCAAAGGAUGCCUACCAUAAGCUUAGGCACACAAUUGAGGUCAUCAACAACCACAUAACUGCUGCAUCUUCAACUGCUGGUAAUGUUCAAGUUGUUGACCCUGCUGUUGGAAAUGUUUGUUUUGCAAGUGCCAGUGCAGGAUGGUCAUUCACCUUGCAGUCGUUUGCUAAGCUAUAUGUUAAGCUCCAUGGUAUUCCGUUUGAUGCUAAUAAGUUUGCUUCUCGCCUUUGGGGUGAUUAUUACUUCGAUCCUGAUACCAGAAGUUUCAAGAAGAAACAACCUGCUAGUGGUGCGGAACGGUCCUUUGUCCAAUUUGUGCUAGAACCCCUUUAUAAAAUAUAUAGCCAAGUGAUUGGAGAACAUAAGAAGAGUGUGGAGGCUACACUUGCUGAACUUGGUGUGACCUUGAGUAAUGCGGCUUAUCGAUUGAAUGUUAGGCCUCUGUUAAGAUUGGCAUGCAGCUCAGUUUUUGGUAGUGCCACCGGCUUUACAGAUAUGUUGGUUCAACACAUUCCAUCUGCUAAAGAUGCUGCACCUCGAAAAGUUGAGCACAUUUACACUGGGCCAAAGGAUUCCACAAUCUACCAAGCCAUGGAGGAUUGUGAUGCAUCAGGUCCUCUAAUGGUUAACGUAACAAAACUGUAUCCUAAAUCUGAUUGCAGUGUUUUUGAUGCCUUCGGUAGGGUCUACAGUGGGGAAAUUAUGACGGGGCAGACUGUGCGUGUGUUGGGAGAAGGCUAUUCUCCAGAUGAUGAAGAGGACAUGACAGUGAAAGAAGUGACAAAAUUAUGGGUCUAUCAAGCUCGUUAUAGGAUUCCUAUUAGCAAGGCCCCUCCUGGUUCUUGGGUUCUUAUUGAAGGUGUGGAUGCUUCUAUUAUGAAGACUGCCACACUCUGCAACUUGGAAUAUGAUGAUGAUGUGUACAUAUUCAGGCCCCUUCAGUUCAACACGCUUCCUGUGGUGAAAACUGCUACUGAGCCUUUGAAUCCCAGUGAGUUGCCAAAAAUGGUGGAGGGCCUUAGGAAGAUCAGCAAGAGCUAUCCACUAGCAAUUACGAAGGUCGAAGAAUCUGGGGAACAUACUAUUUUAGGUACUGGAGAAUUAUACCUGGAUUCUAUAAUGAAGGACCUCAGAGAGCUUUAUUCGGAAGUAGAAGUCAAGGUGGCAGAUCCUGUUGUCUCAUUCUGUGAAACAGUUGUGGAAUCCUCUUCGAUGAAAUGUUUUGCUGAAACUCCAAACAAGAAAAAUAAAAUUACCAUGAUUGCGGAGCCACUGGAAAGAGGACUUGCUGAGGACAUUGAGAAUGGUGUUGUAAGCAUUGACUGGCCACGGAAGAAGCUUGGUGACUUCUUCCAGACAAAGUAUGAUUGGGAUCUGCUUGCUGCUCGGUCUAUUUGGGCAUUUGGUCCUGACAAGCAGGGGCCUAAUAUCUUAUUAGAUGAUACACUGUCGAGUGAGGUCGAUAAGAGUUUGCUUAAUGCAGUCAAAGAUUCUAUUGUUCAAGGUUUUCAAUGGGGGGCUCGAGAAGGCCCCCUCUGUGACGAGCCUAUCAGAAAUGUGAAAUUCAAAAUAGUUGAUGCCAAAAUUGCCCCUGAGCCAUUGAAUCGUGGAACUGGUCAGAUUAUUCCAACUGCUCGACGAGUCGCCUAUUCAGCUUUCCUUAUGGCCACUCCUAGGCUGAUGGAACCUGUAUACUAUGUGGAGAUACAAACUCCAAUUGAUUGUGUUUCCGCAAUAUAUACGGUAUUAUCACGUCGACGUGGUCAUGUCACUGCAGAUGUUCCACAACCAGGAACCCCAGCCUACAUUGUUAAGGCAUUUCUGCCCGUGAUAGAGUCAUUUGGUUUUGAAACAGACCUGAGGUAUCAUACUCAGGGGCAGGCAUUUUGCUUAUCAGUAUUUGAUCACUGGGCUAUCGUCCCCGGAGAUCCACUUGAUAAAAGUAUAGUUUUACGCCCAUUAGAGCCAGCUCCGAUCCAGCAUUUGGCCCGUGAAUUUAUGGUGAAGACGAGGCGUCGUAAGGGAAUGUCGGAAGAUGUAAGCAUUAAUAAAUUCUUCGAUGAGGCGAUGGUUGUUGAACUAGCUCAGCAGGCUGCCGAUCUUCAUCAACAGAUGAUGUGAAAAAGCUGAUUCAUGCAAUUCCCAAUUGGUGAGGACGUUUUCGGAUCUUCAGGAACAGGUAGACCUGUAACAUGCACCCUUCAAAUUGUUGUUUGAGAACUUGUUAUGGCUCAGAGGAGGUAAAUGUUCCUAGAGAGGGCGGACUAAAACCAUGAUGCGCUGUGACAUAAGAAGCAGGUUAAUUUCUAUUGUAACUUGAAGUUUCUGUCAAAGUUAUACUCAACAAGCCUCGUUCAUGCAGCUACAGUUAAAUGAGAGUCCGAAGCUUUGGUGUAUGUAUAAUGGUAAAUUCUAUUUUGCAUGUGUUAUACGUCCCCACUUACCAACAUAUAGCUGAAUCUUUGUCUCAUAGUUUUCUGUUUUUCUUUUUCAUGUAGAGUGAAAAACAAACACUACGUUGGGAGUGUUGAUGUGGGAUGAUUGUGAUUCUGCAUUUGGUA
Sesamum indicum (sesame) is the source of this 3576-nucleotide messenger RNA. RefSeq names its product 110 kDa U5 small nuclear ribonucleoprotein component CLO. Gene Ontology annotation, molecular function: GTPase activity; U5 snRNA binding; GTP binding. The record is from RefSeq and is a predicted model, not a curated record. NCBI's taxonomy places the organism in Eukaryota, Viridiplantae, Streptophyta, Magnoliopsida, Lamiales, Pedaliaceae. Gene Ontology annotation, cellular component: U4/U6 x U5 tri-snRNP complex; cytosol; U2-type catalytic step 2 spliceosome. Gene Ontology annotation, biological process: mRNA splicing, via spliceosome.